Messenger RNA from Episyrphus balteatus (marmalade hoverfly), 1186 nucleotides. RefSeq names its product SAGA-associated factor 29 (gene Sgf29). Lineage: Eukaryota; Metazoa; Arthropoda; Insecta; Diptera; Syrphidae. Gene Ontology annotation, cellular component: SAGA complex. The coding region runs from base 214 to 1071 and encodes 285 amino acids. The transcript has 3 exons. The record is from RefSeq and is a predicted model, not a curated record.
AAUCGUGGAAUUUUUAUCUACACAAACAUAUAUAUUCAUUGGAAAAAUAAUCGAAUGUAUAUUUCGAGGCUGACUGACAUAUAUAUACGGAAAACUAAAUUAACAACAAAUAAAAAUUGGCUCCUUAAAAUUGUUGAUAUACUGUUUAUUGAUAUAGACUGUCCUCUUUAGUCUUCAAAAAAGUAUUUUAGAAAUUACCAAAAUAAAAUAAAGAUGCCAUUAACAGCAGAGAGUGCUGCUUUACAAAUACAAGACCAUCUCAAAGCACUUCAGCGGAUUAUACAUGAAAUAGAAGAUGAAAGAAGACGUUGUGAAACGAAUUUAAAUGGAAUAAUAAGAGCUCAGAUGUCGAAUUUGCCACCACAAAAACUCAAGAGCCUUUAUAAAACAGGUCUACAAGAUGCAGCUCAGGAAGAAUUCGUCAUAAGACAAGCUCUAUCUAGGAUUCAGGACAUUAGAAAUAUCCGAAAUGAACGUCGUAUUCAAGCUAGAAAUGCUGGCAACAAAGAAGCAAUUCGUCGUGGAGCACAGUUGAAAAUGCUUCAGAUAUCAGCUCAGACUCUUCCACUUUUUGUGAGCAAACCCGGCGAAAAGGUUCCUCCACUGUGCGGAGCUGUACCUGCAGAAAGUAAUUAUAUUGCAAAAGCUGGCGAUAUUGUUGCUGCUGUGGUUAAAGGUGAUGACGAAGAAUGGAUCCUCGCUGAAGUGGUGCAAUUUUUGAGUGGACAAAACAGAUACGAGGUUGAUGAUAUCGAUGACGAGCAAAAAGAUCGUCAUGUUCUUAGUAAACGUAAAAUUAUUCCCCUACCUUUGAUGAGAGCCAAUCCGGAGACUGAUGGACACGCACUUUUUCCAAAAGAUACAAUGGUAAUGGCACUGUACCCGCAAACCACCUGCUUUUACAAGGCAAUCGUAUGCAGACUUCCCCAAACUGCAACAGAAGAGUAUGAGCUUCUUUUUGAGGAUAGCAACUACCCAUCUGGAUUUUCACCGCCACUUUCGGUUGCCCAAGGAUAUGUUAUUGCCUACAAGCCCACUAAAAAAAAUGCUGGAGGUGUCUCUUCUGUCUGACAUCAAAUGGUUCCGGAAAAUUUAUGCGAAAACUUGUAGCCGGAAAAUUAAAAACAAUCUGUAUAAUACGAAUAUUAUAUUAAUUAUAUAAAAAUAAAUCUUAUGUUUAAUUAUA